Messenger RNA from Entrophospora candida, 2190 nucleotides. NCBI's taxonomy places the organism in Eukaryota, Fungi, Glomeromycota, Glomeromycetes, Entrophosporales, Entrophosporaceae. The record is from the annotation of a GenBank genome assembly.
AUGGCAUUAUCUUCAAAAAAGAAACUUUUUUCAUUAUUCACCCCGCCACCAAUGUCGCCAAUUUUAUCACCUAUAGGCAUUAACAGUAACGGAACAAUGAUAUCUAACUAUUUUCCUACAAUAGAAACCUUGGAAGAUAGACAGCUUCAACAACCUACUCUUGAAGAUAUUCGUAAAGCUGGAGAAAACUUUGAGCGACUUGUUGCAGCUGCUGAAGCUUAUCGUGAUCUAACAAUAAAGAUUGGCAAAGCAUCUAAAACUCUCAGUAAAGCGUUAAAAGAUUAUGGGAAUAGUAAAGGAAUGGAUAAUAUUCAUGUUAUGUGUCUUCAAACUUCUUCACAAUUUUAUGAACAAAAUUCAGAAGUUCAAAAUAAAUUGAACAAAGUUUUGCAAAAAGAUUUUGAUAGCCUUCAGAAAGUUUCGGAAAAAUAUUUCAAAAAAACAACUAAAGAAGAAAAGUUACACAAUGAGCAUCUUAAUGAGUUGGAUAAGCAAGUAAAAAAGAUUGGAAAAGAUUAUGAGAAAAAAUCUAAAAAAGAUAGUAAAUCUUCGUUGGAGUCUCAUGAUAAAUAUAUAUCAUCAUUAACAACUGUCGGAUCUGAUAUUGCAAGAGCUAGAGCUGAAUACAUGAAUCAAGCAAUUAGACGUGAAAGAAGCACGCAUUGUGUCAUUUCUCAAAUAAUUUGUAAAAUAGCUGAAGGAAAUUUUGCAUAUUUUAAUGAUUCAUUGAAGAAGUGUGGUCCAUUUAUUUCAAAGAUGAAAGAAUGGGUUCCAUUUGCUGGCGAGGAUAUGCCACAACCUCUUGAUUUGGAUAGUUUUUUGGAGGAUCAAGCACUCAGAUCAGAUGAUAAUUCCAUAAAUUCCGAUAAAACAUUACCAGAACCAUAUCCCAACAUUUCAGAGAAAAAGUCAUCAUCAACGCCAAAUUUACUAAAUUACAUUAAUAAUAAUUCACAAUUAUCAUUUUAUUCAUCACCUAAUUCACUACCGCCACUACCACAAUUUACAGUAGAACCUAAUGAGAUAGAACCUAUUAAAAAAGAGAAAUCAUCAUCUGGUUUAUUAUCAAAUUUCUCAAUCGGCGUUCAUUUAAAUGAUAGUCCUUUUUUACGUAAUGAGAAAGUUAUCGAAGUUAAACCUGCUGAAGUUUUCAGCGAAAAAGUUUUUACAAAACCUAUUUUUGAAAAUAUUGAGGAUCUAAAGAAUAAUGCCGAUGAUGACGACAACGAUGGUCAUGGCGACGACAAUAAUGUUGAUAAUAUUGAUAAUAUUGAUGACGAUAAAAGUCAAAAAAAUGAAUCAGUAAAGCUAAAUAAUUUUAAUUCUACUAUUACCGCUGAUGUUGGUGUUGGUGUGAAGAGUACUUUUGACAAAGAUUCUCCAAAGUUGAAUAGUGAAAAUAAAACCUCUAUUAUAGAUAAUAGUAAUAAUAAAAGUAAAACACCAAUUAUCUCUAAAAAAAUUUCAGAUGAUGAAUAUUUAAUUGUAUCUAAAAAAUCACUUGGGUAUAACCAAGCAAUUAUUUCACAUGAAAAUAUUCAGACUUCACAACCACCACAAAAAAUGCCAACAAAAGAUGAAUAUCAAAUAAUUGAUGCAGAUAAACAUCUUAUUAUGCAACAGAAAUUAAGAAAUUCUCCACCAUCGAAUAAUUUAUCGGAAAAAUAUGAAGGUCGUAAUGAUGAAGCUAUCCAAGAAAUUUACCAUUCAAAGAGUUUACAUUAUGCAAAUCAUAAUAUCAAUAAUGCUAACAAUAAUAUCGAUGAUCCGGAUGUAAUUUAUUCAGAUUAUCAACAACAACAAAAAAAUUACAAUUUCACUCGUGAAAGAUCAACACCUCGUGAUGAUUAUGAAGUGUAUACAGCAAGAAAAUCUUAUUCUACCACUCCAUUACCAAUUAAUAAACGUGGUAAUUCAGUUGCUGAUAUCAAAGAACGGUUCAUGACGAAACAUAAUAGUAUUGAUAGCAAUAGAUCUUCUUCACCGCCAAUUCGUGAUUUACCAAGAUCUAUAUCAGGCAGAGUUAGUGAUAUAAAAUCAAAACUUGGGGAUGAGAGAAAUCGAUCAACGAAUCCUUCUUAUCUCCAAUUACCAAAAUCAAAUCGUGGUGGAGAUUACCAUCGUAAUAACAUGAGUUAUAAUGAUAUUAAUAACAACAAUUUUUACAGUGAUGAUUUGAAGAAAUUUUGA